Drosophila hydei is the source of this 534-nucleotide messenger RNA. RefSeq names its product dual specificity protein kinase shkD-like. The record is from RefSeq and is a predicted model, not a curated record. Bases 108 to 476 code for a protein of 122 amino acids. NCBI's taxonomy places the organism in Eukaryota, Metazoa, Arthropoda, Insecta, Diptera, Drosophilidae. The transcript is spliced from 2 exons.
GCAUCAUCAAUAUAAUGCAGCAACAGCAACACCAGCUACAGCAACAAUAACAACAUCGCCAAACAAUCCCAACAACAAUUUUCGACCACAGUUAGCAAACGAUCGCAAUGCAAAUCGUAACACAAUGCCCUAUACAUUUGCUAGCUGGCGCAAUGGCACUUAUUGUUAUCGCUAUAGUGCCAACGGCAGCAACAGCGCCAGCAAUACCAACAACAACAACAAUAGCAGCAGCAAUAACAAUAAUAGCAACAUCAACAACAACAAUAACAACAACAACAACAACAAUAGCAGCGAGAACAUUCCCUGCGCUCAUGACACAAGUAACUAUUCCAAAGUCGAGCUCGUCGAGAAGCUGUUCUUGUGGCAGCAACAAAAGCGAAAAGCCUAGCAGCAACAGCAACAAGAGGAGCAACAGUAACACGAACCACAGCAACAACAUGGAUCAACUUUUUAUUAGGAUGGACUUGAAACAAUGAAUUUUGCAGAUGCUAAGUGCAGCAAAGCCGCAGCAAACAAAAGAAACAAAGUUAAAAA